UCUCACUCUCAGUCACUUGCCUCUGUCACUAUAAGCUCAGUUGAGGGAGAGAGAGAGAGAGAGAAGCUGAGAGCGUAUUUGGGCUUGAAGAUGGGUCGGAGCUCCGCAACACCCAAAUGGGUCUUACCGUUUAUGCUUGUUCUUGGUUCUCUGGCUUCUCAAAUCUCAGCUUUAGAUGGACCACUACCAAAUGGAGACUUUGAGGCAACUCCAACCGGCGGUUUCUCCAGUGACGCUAUAGUAGACGGGCCCACAGGGAUCCCCAGCUGGAAAUCAAACGGCACCGUUGAGGUAGUCGAGGCCGGGCAAAAACAGGGUGGGAUGCUCCUCAUCGUACCGCAAGGUAGACACGCAGUCCGGCUCGGAAACGACGCCGAAGUGAGCCAGGACAUCAAGGUGGAGAAGGGGUCGAUCUACUCCGUCACGUUCAGCGCGGCUCGCACUUGCGCGCAGCUGGAGUCGCUGAACGUGUCGGUGCUUCCCGCGUCGCAGACGAUAGACCUGCAGACAUUGUACAGCGUGCAGGGCUGGGACCCGUACGCGUGGGCUUUUGAGGCCGAAGAGGAUGAUGUGAAGCUGGUGUUCAGGAACCCAGGGAUGGAGGACGACCCUACUUGUGGGCCCAUCAUUGAUGACGUUGCUAUCAAGAAGCUCUUUACCCCUGAUAAGCCCAAAAACAAUGCAGUGGUUAAUGGUGAUUUUGAGGAAGGUCCAUGGAUGCUUGCAAACGUCUCUUUAGGAGUGCUCCUUCCUACAAACCUCGACGAAGAAACAUCGUCCUUACCGGGUUGGAAUGUUGAAUCCAAUCGGGCUGUUCGUUACAUUGACUCCUACCACUUCAGUGUGCCACAGGGCAAGAGAGCGAUAGAAUUGCUUUCUGGGAAGGAAGGCAUCAUUUCCCAAAUGGUUGAAACUAAACCGAACAAGCCAUAUACCCUCACCUUCUCUUUAGGCCAUGCCAAUGACAAAUGCAAGCAGCCUCUUGCUGUCAUGGCCUUUGCCGGCGACCAAGCCCAAAAUGUCCAUUACACCCCUAAUUCCAACAGCACAUUCCAAAGUGCCAAUGUGAAUUUCACUGCCAAAGCUGAGAGGUCAAGGAUUGCAUUCUACAGUGUGUACUAUAACACAAGGACUGAUGAUAUGAGCUCACUGUGUGGACCUGUGGUUGAUGAUGUUAGGGUUUGGUUUUCAGGGUCAAGGAGAAAUGGGCUUGGAGGGUUGGGCCUAAGGCUUGGGGUGGCUUUGUGGGUUUUUGUGUUGUUUUUGGUUUAGGUAGGGUGACUCUGGUUAUAGGAGUUUAUCAUUUGGGUAACUUAUGGCAUGGGAGUGUUGGCAAACAAUACUCCCAAGUCCUAUGUUGUAUGUGGUAUUUGCUUUAAUAGUUUUGCUAUGAGAAUGAGAAUGCCCUUCUCCUUGUUCCAA
This is a messenger RNA of Rosa chinensis, 1422 nucleotides long. RefSeq lists its product as uncharacterized. The record is from RefSeq and is a predicted model, not a curated record. Gene Ontology annotation, cellular component: plasma membrane. The coding region runs from base 91 to 1272 and encodes 393 amino acids. The transcript has 3 exons. Lineage: Eukaryota; Viridiplantae; Streptophyta; Magnoliopsida; Rosales; Rosaceae.